UGAUCAACUGGAAUAAAUAAAAUUGUGGUCCAUUCUAUUGCCAAUCCUUGCAAGUAAAUCUAGGCAACUCUGUUCUGUAAUGAGUUACCUUUAUGUUCAAUACAUAUGGAGGAUAACAACUGGCAACUGUUUAAUGUUAAUCGUCAAUUGAAAAGUUCUCUCACAAGCCUCUUUUUUUACCUUUUGACGUUUUUAUCAAUCAUGAAGUUGUUAUUUGCAGCUGAUACAAUAGCUGCAGAACAAUCCAUUAGUGAUGGUCAGACAUUGGUUUCUUCAUCCCAAAGCUUUGAACUGGGUUUCUUCUCUCCUGGCAAUUCAAAGAAGAGAUUCCUGGGGAUAUGGUACAAGAAUCUUUCCGGGGCAGUUGUGUGGGUCGCAAACAGAAACAGCCCAAUUGCUGAUGCAGGUGGAGUUUUAACCCUCAACAGUGAUGGAAACCUGAUACUCUUUGAUGGAACAAACAGCACUGUUUGGUCUUCAAACAUCUCUAGAAAAGCAGAAGGUCCAGUGGCACAACUCUUAGAUUCUGGAAACUUAGUAGUUAAAGACAACAAAACCAUGCAACCUGUUGAGGUCUAUCUAUGGCAGAGCUUCGAUUACCUGUCAGACACGCUGUUGCCAGGCAUGAAGCUUGGAAAGAACUUAAAAACUGGAUCAGAGUGGUUGUUAACAUCUUGGAAAAGUGCUGAUGAUCCAUCUCCAGGAAACUUUACUUGCAGACUUAGCAUUCAAGGCUUGCCUUCUAUAGUUGCUUAUUUGGGAUCAGCAAAAAUGUUCCGCAGUGGACCAUGGGAUGGAUUUAACUUUGGUGGUACUCCUGUGUCUCCCACCUUAGUUCAAUAUUUGGUGCAUAAUGAGGAUGAAAUCUAUUACAGUUAUGAGCCUUUCAACAACCCAAUUAUUACGCGAUUAACCAUGGACCAGUCGGGUACCCUCCUGCGUGUUAUAUGGAAUGAGAGGAGCAGUAAAUGGGACACAGUUUUCUUAGCGACGCCAGACAAAUGUGACCUAUAUGGCCAAUGUAGUGCAAAUGGUAUUUGCAACAUCAACAAGACACCAAUUUGUGAGUGUCUGAAAGGGUUCAGACCUGAAUCAGAAGGGAUGGAUUCAAAUAAUCGCAAUUGGUCUAAAAAGUGUGUAAAAGAAUCGUCAUCAGAUUGCCAAAAUAGAGAGGGGUUUCUAAAACUUGUUGGGGUGAAACUGCCUGACUUCAUAGAGUUCAAGUUGAAUGAGAGUAUGAAUCUUAUGGAAUGUGAGAUGGACUGCUUGAAAAACUGCUCUUGUAGUGCUUAUGCAAGCACGAAAUUAGAUGAACAGGACAAGGGCUGCUUGAUGUGGUAUGGAGACCUGAUUGAUAUGAAAAACCCAUCAGGACAAACGAUGGGACAUGAUAUCUAUGUAAGAGUACCAUCUUCAGAACUAGGAUCAGCGCAUGCUUCAAACGAAAAGAAACAAGUAAAGAUCAUCAUAGUAGUUUCAAUCAUUUCUGGAAUGCUUGUCUUGAGCUUGGUGUCUUGCUUUAUCUUGAGGAAAAAAUGGAAAAGAGGUAAGCAUAAGUGUUUAACCUUGCUGAUUCUGUUUUUUGAUUUUUUAUUCAAUUUUCGACUAGAAUUUUGUACUUUAAUUUACAUGAUGAAGCAGCCCUGCUGCUGUAAUUGUAUGCUUUCAGUCAUUCCAGGCAAGCUAAUGUUGGCUGCUUUGUUCUGCUACAUUAUGAAGAAAAUUUGGAAAAGAGGCCAAGAGAGCUGCAAGGAUAAUGUAGAAGUGCCGUUGUUUGAUUUGGCUUCCAUUGUUGCUGCUACUAAUAGUUUCUCCCAAGAAAAUUUAAUAGGAAUUGGUGGAUUUGGUCCUGUUUACAAGGGCAUCCUUCCAACAGGAAAAGAAAUUGCUGUAAAGAGACUGUCCAAGAAUUCAGGACAAGGUGCUGAAGAGUUUAGGAAUGAAGUAGUUUUAAUUGCCAAACUUCAACACAGAAAUCUUGUUGGGCUAUGUGGCAGCUGCAUUCAAGGAGAAGAAAGGCUUUUGGUCUAUGAAUAUAUGCCCAACAAAAGCUUGGAUUAUUUUAUCUUCGAUCAUGACAGGAGAGUAUUGUUGGCAUGGCAGAAACGCUUUGACAUUAUCAUGCAGAUUGUGAGAGGACUUCUGUAUCUACACCAAGACUCCAAGCUCCAAAUUAUCCACAGAGAUCUCAAAGCCAUGAACCCCAAAAUUUCAGACUUUGGCUUGGCAAGAACUUUUGAAGGGGAUGAUAAAGUAUCAGAAACUAAGAGAGUUGUUGGAACAUUUGGAUAUAUGUCUCCAGAGUAUGCAGUUAAUGGUAAAUUUUCAGCCAAGUCUGAUGUUUUCAGCUUUGGUGUACUUCUACUAGAGAUAAUAAGUGGCCAAAAGAUUAGUAGUUUCUGUCAUCCUGAUCACCAUCAUAGCCUAUUGGGCCAUGCAUGGUUGCUAUGGAAUGAAGGAAGGGCCAUGGAGCUGGUAGAUGCAUGCUUGGAGGAUUCUAUUGUUGAAUCUCAAGUUCUUAGAUGUAUUCAAGUGGGCUUAUUAUGUGUUCAAAAUUUACCCAAGGACAGGCCAACAAUGUCAUCAGUAAAUUUUAUGCUGGCAAAUGAAGUAGCAUGUUUGCCUUAUCCUAAAGAGCCAGGAUUCUUCACGGAUAGAAGUUGCAAAGCAAAUACAGACACAAGAAAGGAGGAACUGCAUACUGUAAAUGUAGUGACUAUAACAAUGUUGGGAGGGAGAUAGUAAUUCCUGACAAGUUUGCCUUUUAUUUUCCUUCCUUGCUUGUAUCAUAUUGCUGCAAAACAAAAAGUGGAAAACUAAGAACUCAGAGAUUAGUUCAAUUGAUUCAUGUACUCAACCUUUAAGAGGUGACAUCCAGCAAAUUUAAGGGUUCAAAUUUCGGUACUUGCAAUCCCUUCGCCUAUUCCCAAGCUAUGGCCUCAUUUGUAC
Messenger RNA from Durio zibethinus, 2949 nucleotides. Its product is annotated as G-type lectin S-receptor-like serine/threonine-protein kinase At4g27290. Gene Ontology annotation, molecular function: protein serine/threonine kinase activity; ATP binding. Gene Ontology annotation, cellular component: plasma membrane. Gene Ontology annotation, biological process: protein phosphorylation; recognition of pollen. NCBI's taxonomy places the organism in Eukaryota, Viridiplantae, Streptophyta, Magnoliopsida, Malvales, Malvaceae. The record is from RefSeq and is a predicted model, not a curated record.